Parnassius mnemosyne (clouded apollo) is the source of this 258-nucleotide messenger RNA. Lineage: Eukaryota; Metazoa; Arthropoda; Insecta; Lepidoptera; Papilionidae. The record is from the annotation of a GenBank genome assembly.
AUGAAUGAAAUGCUAUUAGCUACUGUAAGAUUUUUAAAUAAUGACACUAAGCUUGUUAUGACAUCUCGACAGUUGUAUAAAUAUUUAUUACGUCAAUGUGAAAGAUUGCCGUCUGACGCAUGUAAACAUUAUAAAUUUUCUAUAAAACAGAGUUAUAAGCAGCACAUAUCUGAAAGUGAUCCUGAACGAAUAAAGGAAAUAAUAGCAAAAAGCAUUGACAAUGCCAAAUGGAUUGUGAAGAAGUAUAAUCAAAAAUAA